AUGUCGUCGACUUCCGAGUUUCGCGGGGUCUGCUUUGCUCCAUUCCUUCAAGAAACCCUAUUCCCAGAAACUGGUGGCUUCAUCUCUGGACGGUUUUGUAUGCCUGUAGCCGCACUUGGAAACACUACCUGUUGUUUACCUUGCCCGACCACAAAUUGGACAUAUGCAGAUGGCUUCGAACAGAGGACCGAGAUCGCCAAUUGGGUUAACCUUGCGGCCUUCAUCUUGUCUGUCUAUCUGUUGUUAUCAUUCAUGAUCCUUCCUGUCAAGUAUACUCGCAGACACUACCUGAGUGUUUGUGUCACCCUCGGUGUGGUAUUUAUGGAGCUUGCCUUCGUUGUUCCUCUAGCUGCAAAGCCAGACCAAUGUUUCAACGAAAUCACGCCAAAUGACAUGAAAUCAAGUGGUUCAUGUGCAAUCAGCGGUGCAUUCUUACUGUUUGGAGGAUUGGCAGUGGUCAUUUGGGUCUUUUGCCGAGCACUGGCGCUUCACCUACAAAUCUGCUGGGAAGUCGUGCCUGGUGACAAAUUCUUCUACACGAGUCUAGCAUUCGGAUGGCUUGUACCGGUGAUCAUCCUGGCUGUGAUGCUGAGCCUGACUGGUGUUUCAUUCCGUUUCGGCGAUGUAUGCCACAUCAACCACAAAAACGCUCUGCAAGACUUCUGGGGCCCUCUUUUGGCAUUUGCUGCACUGGCAUUGGUUCUCCAAUUUAUCACCAUCGGAUACUGUAUCCAUGUAUACAUCAGGAGCCUUCUCCAUGACGAUAAAACGACAACGAACUCGAGCGCAACCCCAACAUAUUCCGGAAGCGUGAGGACCAUGUCUGCAAGGCAGGCUUACCGCAGAGUCAAGAAAAUCGUACAGCUACAAUGGCGUGGUGCCACCAUCGUGCUUCUUAUCAUCGGAGAAGUUGUCUUCUUCUCGGUGGUUUUUGUCUCCAUGGACAACAGUACCCAGGUCAAUGCCGACCUUCUGAAGCGAGCAGCUCCUUGGCUUACAUGCUUGUUCGAGUCAAAAGGAGAUAAAAACAAGUGUCUCGAUCUUACCUCGGCACUCGUACAACCUGAGGGUGUUGUCCUGGCCGUACUAAUCAUCCUCGGACUUAGUGGGUUUUGGUGCUGUAUACUUUUCGGUCGCUGGUCCAUGAUUACUGGAUGGAGAGAAUUCUUCAGCUCCAGAUUCCAACGUAAGAACGAAUUUGUCUCGGCGGAUGCCAGACGGUUCUCCGACGACCCUCGUACGUACGAACUACUGUCAGGGAACAAUCCAGGACUGAAUAUAAAAUCUCCAGAUCGAGUUUUGACAAGCCCGCUUGCACGAUCUCCAUAUACCCCAGGCCAGCUGGAUUCCAAACAGGACUAUUUCACUCCAGCUCGUGCCUAUACCAAUCCUCAAUCAAGUUUCUCAUACCCACAGACCCCAGCUCGGACUCGUGACUGGGAUCCGACGUCUUCACAUGCAGGACCUGGGAACUUCAACUCGACAAGCUAUCCCAUGAAUAAGCUACCUUGA
Exophiala bonariae is the source of this 1512-nucleotide messenger RNA. RefSeq lists its product as uncharacterized. Bases 1 to 1512 code for a protein of 503 amino acids. Lineage: Eukaryota; Fungi; Ascomycota; Eurotiomycetes; Chaetothyriales; Herpotrichiellaceae. Gene Ontology annotation, molecular function: G protein-coupled receptor activity. The transcript has 5 exons. Gene Ontology annotation, cellular component: membrane. The record is from RefSeq and is a predicted model, not a curated record. Gene Ontology annotation, biological process: G protein-coupled receptor signaling pathway; cell surface receptor signaling pathway.